GGAGUUGUGUUAUAAGUAAAGAUUCAUAUUAAAGGCAGUUGGGUUGAUAAUCUAGCAUUUAACUUGUUAUGGCCAUAUAUAUACUGUUUUGUGUUGUCUGCUUACUAGUAAAUAGAUAUAUUCAAUGUACACUGUAGUCUGUGUAGCUAGUACUUGGUUGAAGAUGCUUAUAUCUUUGAAUAGGAUUACAGAUUACUCUAUUUGCUGAAAUCUAACUGACACUUAUAACUAACACUUAUAUUUUACAGUAACUAGACAAUUAACAAUGGUCUUAUUGGUAAAAGAAAACUUUGUUAGAAAGAAAUUACUAGUGUUUUAUUACAACAAAUUGUCUUUAUAACUGGAAAUCAAAUUUUAAUGGUCAAAAGUAUGUAUACAAGAACAGAAAAAGGACUCUUAAGAAUUUCGCAGUAAGUUGACCCAUUGAUUCCAUAAAACUAGAGACUUACAAAUGCUCAUGCCAGUUAAUGUUCUUGCAGAUUACACAGAGUCACUGAAUGUGCUGAACGAGCUUCAGUUACUACGUGAUGUUGUUAACACAGCAAAGCAGGCAGAACAUGUCACAAUUGGUAUAAAAACGAAGUUCGACAGCAUAUCAAGUUCUGCAUACUCCAAAGACAUCGAUGAUGACACUUUACAGUCUUUCCAGAAAAUGGCACCCACAGAUAUGAAUACAAAACAAAGGGUUCGCUUUAUGGAAGUACUAGCUGCCUCCAUGCCAGAAGGGCAGGUUGAAGGAAGAGCUUCACCAGCUCCUUCACAAGUGAAGACACAAUCACAGUAUUCACCAGCUGCUUCACAGGUCAUGACACAAUCACAGUUUGGUUCACUAGCUCCUUCACAAGUGGUGACACAAUCACAGUCUUCACCAGCUCUUUCACAGGUCCAGACACAGUCACAGUCAACUUGUGAUUCUGAGGAUUUAAAUGGACAAGGUCGUGUGAUUUGGACUCAUGAGGCUAUCCUCCUUUUGAUCGAAAAACGGCGUGAACUUGGUCAUUUGUUUGACAACAAUGCAGUCACUCAGCGCCAAGCCUGGAGGAAAGUUGCGGAAGAACUUCGGUCGAAAGGGUACAAAUAUGGGGAAGAUGAUUGUAGCAAAAAGUUCCGCAGCUUGAGAGCAAGGUAUAAGACGGUAAAGCAAAGAAACCGACAAACAGGGAACAGUCGGCAAUCCUGGAGGUAUUACGAUGUAAUGGAAGACAUGUUUGCUGGGGAUCCAGCAGUUAUACCAACAAAUGUUGCAUCAUCCAUGCGUGUAGAACCUCCUGUACCAUCUGUCGAUAUUUCUCAAAUCACUGAAGACCAGGAACCAUCUGACGAACAGCCAUUAACAUCAACACCACGUGUCCAAAGAAAACGCCGACGCUCCAGUAUUGACACUGAAGAACCACCACAGUGGUUUGAAAAGUAUCAGAUGGAUCAACAGAAGAUGCACGAGGAACGCAUGGGGUUAGAACGCCGGCGAGUCGGUGCGCUGGAAACUUUGGUUAAGUUACUACAGGAGAAACAGUAGAUUUUCGAAAUGAUUUAACACAGCGAAAGCAUUCAAUCAGUUUUCUAUGAAAAAAAAACUUUCCUUCUUUUGCAUGUAAAUAGAGCUAGUUUUUUUCAGUGUAAUAAGGCUGUUAUAAAGUUUUUCAGUUCUACCAGCAUUAAUUAUACACAAUAGUGACAUUUCUACAUUUGAGUCAUCGGUAAAUUUUACAAUUGCGGAUGGUACUCUUUAACAUCUGAAAUUUCCUAUAUCUUGAUUACAAUUCAAUUGGAUACUGCCUUUUUCUGUAGUAGCAUGAUUGUUUUUAAACAUGCAACACAUUCUUUAGCAUCUGAAAAUGUGACACAUGUGUCAUAAAAGUUUUGAAUGUAAGCAGGUGGUUGUAAGUGCUUUCAAAUUUUUCUGCUUCAUGAAACUGCUACUAAGACAGGUUCUGUAACUCAGUUUACAAAUUUAACCACCUUUUUCAUAUUAGAAAGUUUGGUUUCUCUUUUAUUUUUUAUUAUACUGUAACGUAGUAUUUAACCCUUACCAUGCCUGACACAAUUGGUUUGCAUUUGCGACCAGUGUAUAUCAUAAUCAGCAUACCUGCACAUUCGUGCAGUCUGAUCGUGAUCUGCACUUAUGGCUAUUCAGUCAGUAUCUGUUUUAGUAUGCACCCCUUUUAGAGGUUAAUGGUACUGUCCAUAUUGGAAGAUGGACAAGUUCAUUAUAGAAAUUUAGCAUGGGAAGGGUUAAGGAUUUGAAGGAUAUAUUUUUUUAUCCAC
This is a messenger RNA of Mercenaria mercenaria, 2265 nucleotides long. RefSeq lists its product as uncharacterized. The transcript has 4 exons. The record is from RefSeq and is a predicted model, not a curated record. The coding region runs from base 452 to 1516 and encodes 354 amino acids. Lineage: Eukaryota; Metazoa; Mollusca; Bivalvia; Venerida; Veneridae.